Molecule: messenger RNA, 2307 nt
Organism: Aphanomyces invadans
Lineage: Eukaryota; Oomycota; Saprolegniomycetes; Saprolegniales; Verrucalvaceae
Exons: 3
Coding region: 29-1921 (630 amino acids)
Source: RefSeq, a predicted model, not a curated record
UCGAGGUUUUGAAAUAUCGCGCGCACUCAUGGGAGAAGGACGCGCAAUGUCGUCGGUGACCGAAGGAAGUGGCCGUCCUGAGGAAAUCGGGGGCAUGGGCUGCUUUCAAGACAUCAUGGAUCUCACAGCUAUCCCACGUGACGCGGUCGUCCUCACUGCAGACAACAAAGCUCGGAUCUUGGACCUCCUCCAGAACAUAAGUAAAGAGUACCAGAUCCAAGCACACAAGUUGGAUUGGCAGACACAGUUACUCGAAGCAAAGCAACGCCUGAUCGACAAAUAUGAAGCCAAAGAUGCUCUAAGCAACGAUAUGGAAUUGAAUAUUGAGCAGUCGCCUCACCUGACGGAUGGCAUCCAUCGCAACGGUUCGUCUACGUUGACCAACACGACAGAGCUGUCAAGUACCAAUUUCAUCGGGUCCUUUGACAAUGCUCCAACAUCAUCUCAAUGCCGGUUGGCUACUUCGCUGUCGCUUGUGCAGCAGGUUAAGCUUCAUCUCGAUCGUCUUCCGCUCGAUGACGUACUGCGACUAAAAACGGAACAACUUUGUAUGCUCGUGUCAACCCAGUCCGCAGACGUUUCUGUGCUACGACGUUCAUUGAAACUCCUGCAAGACCGGGCUCAAUCGAACGCCAUGAUUGUCACAGAAUUGCGGCUGGAGCAUGACAUCAGCGCCAUGCGCUUGCAGCACAGGCGUCUCUUUCAGCGGGUGCUGCAGGAAGACACAGUCCGCCUUCGCGACAACUACAACGAGUUACUCAACAAGUACACGCGCGAACGAGAAUGUGCCGAGGAUAUGCAAAUCGAGUACGCUCAUCUCCAGGAAGACUUCGCCGCUCUUGAGCAGGUAAAUUAUCAGCAACGCGACGUUCUGGCUCAAACGGGGCAGAAGUACUCCAACGUUAUGCAAAAGUUGCGCAAUCUCGCCGCUUUGAAUUCUCAAUCCAACGAGCGGCUCGUCAUGCUUCAAGAAGACAAUAUCGUCCAACAAAGUCGACUUCAAGACAUAAUCCGAGGCCUCCAGGCGCGAGUGGACUCGAUGGCGACCGAUCCAUUGUGGCUCGAGUUCGUUAAUGAUCGGCAAUUGCAUAUGAAUGAGCAAGGCGACGCCAACCCGCACAUCAUUUCCCUCCAGCAAGAGCUUUCACGCGUCACAAGUGAACACAAGCGAUGUCUGGGUCAUCUGGCCGAACACCAAAACACAAUUAACGAAUUGAAGCGUGUGUUGAUUGUCCAAGAAGGCAAGUGGCGCGACCAGACAGCGAGUUUACUGCAUCUGGUGGAUUCCCAAGACCAAGAGUUGGCGCAACUGCAUGAAAAUGCAGCAUCGAUCCAACAAGACCACUUGAAGGCAGUCGGCAAAAUGCAACACAACUUGGACAGUAUGAAGUGUCAUGUGGAAUCGCUGCAAGAAUCCAAUUCGGCGCUUGUCGCCAUGGUCAAGGACUACGUCACCGAGCUCAAGAGCGCCAAAAGGGAAUUACAUCGCCGCUUUCUCGAGUGUGAGAGCUUAAAGGUUGCAGGUGCAACCAUCCAAGUCGAAUGUAACAACUUGAGGGAACGACUCGCGCACUCAGAAUCGAUGCAAGAAGAAUGUCAACGAUGGCAAAUGACGUGCGUUGAACUCGAGGAGCGUGAAGCGUCAUUGGUAUGUCAGGUCCAGCAACUCCAAAACCAAGUAGCUGUGCUGCGACAGCACUCGUUGCCAGACUUGUCGUCGCUGUGGUCAAAUCCGCCAUCCGCUCCCCUUGCGCUUAGCAACGAUAUGUUUCAAAAAGUCAAGGACGUCCUGGACCAGCGCAUUCUAGAGUUUCAACGCGAUCGCGACAAGUACACGUCGAACCCUGCGCUGCAGCACUAUUUGUCCGUCGAGUCGGUAUUUCUUUCGGCAUUGCGUGGACGAAUGCUCCUGCUGGCAUGAACAACGCCCCCUGUCCCAUAUUUAUCAAGCGUCGGCAACUCGAGCUGAUGAUCAAGCCCCACAUCGCCCAUCAAAGCACUUUGUGAUAGCGCUCCCCAGGGUAUUGUCAAGCGUUGUAGGUCAAUCCUAUUCACUCGUUCAACGCUUCCAAGAGCGCCUGGCGCUGGGAUAUGACUUCAGGAUCGCUCGACUGCGUUGCUUCGUCGAGGCUUUGAAAGAUCGCGUCGAACUUGUCAAACUGGACCUUGGCGCGCUCGAUUUCGUCGUUGUUGAAGAGCGUGACGGCGUAGUUUAAGUGAAACAAGUGGUCGCUACACACAAGUCUGGUCAGCGCAUAUUCGACUUGGUCGACGAUGGCAUUACGCUUCCAUCUCAAUCGCUUUCUC